AUGUUUAUAUCAGUUAGAUCAUCAAUUUUUAGACCAAAUUCUUCUGUAAUAUUACUCAUAGAGAUACACUUGCUAUGUACUUGCUUCUUCACAAUCACUAUUCUACGUUUUAUUUUCUUUACUGAAUUGGGCUGUUCGUGUUACCAGUUUACCGAUGGACUUUACGUCGAAUGCCCAUCAACCGAUAUCGAGGCCAUUGCAACGACACUUCGUCUUCUUUCCAGUCCAGUUAAAUCAUUAACCAUUUACAAUCUUAAUGGAAACAUUACCUUUCUACCUUCAAGUGUAUUUACCAAUUCAACAAUUGAAUCGAUUCACAUAUCAUUUACUUCAUUGUCCAAUUUAUCUGAUUCUGUUUUCCAUGGACUUUCAGGUUGCCUUAGGUCACUUUCUCUGGUUAAUUCUAAAUUAAAGGUGUUACCUCAAUCCUCUCUAGCAGGCCUUCGAAGUCUAACAACACUUGACCUUGAGGCCAAUGAAAUCGAUGAGAUUGAAAGUUAUACAGCUUAUGGUCUUCCUCUGGAGACUCUCAAUCUUCAUGGUAAUCGAAUUUCAUCUUUACUUGAAUAUUCAUUUGGUGGCCUUGAGGCAACUCUCGAAAAGUUGACACUUUCAUCUAAUAGAAUUGAUGGUUUCCCUUUGGUGGCUCUUCGUCGUCUUCGUAAACUUCGUGAACUUAAACUUUCGGGAAACAAAAUCACCGACAUUACCGAUGAUGGGUUUACCCGACUCACAGCACUAACUACACUUGACCUUUCUUCAAAUGCCCUUCGAACUUUAUCUGAUAAAAGUUUCAUAACUAUGCCCAAACUCACAACUCUGUCUCUUUAUAACAAUAAGUUGACUUUUCUUGAAGAACGAACAUUUUUUACUCUGCUCGAUCUUGAAUCGAUUGAUCUAAGCCACAAUUCACUUCGACUUCUUCCCUCCGAAUUAUUUGCAGGUUUAACUAAACUAAAGACGAUUGACAUUUCUCAUAACCAUCUUCACUCAAUCGAUUUUGGAACAUUUCAUAAUUUACCUUCACUAAGGGAACUUUAUCUUAAUCGAAACAAUUUGCUUCGAUUAAUCAACGAUACUUUUUGGAACUCAACUAACCUUUCAGUGCUUUGGUUAACCAAUAACGCGUUGACUGACAUUGAAUUUGGUACACUUUAUACUCUGCAACAUCUCAAUCAACUUCAUCUUUCAUUCAACUCGCUGAGCUAUACACCCAAAUCUUUUCAAAUACACGAACUUCGUUCCCUUUCACUUGACAACAAUUUAAUUGCAAAUAUUCAACCAGGAACUUUUCAGGAGCUAGUAGAGCUUCGUGAUCUCAGAUUACAACGGAACUUAUUGAAAAAAGUUCGAAAAGGUGUUUUCUAUUCGUUCCCAAAUCUUCAGGAGCUUCAUCUUCAAAACAACCGAAUUGAGGUGAUUGAGAAUGAGGCACUGGCGAGUUUGGCUAAUCUUGAACUUCUCAACAUUCAGGGUAAUAAGUUGAUCGAAAUGUCUGAUUCUCUAUCCAAGUUUCCGUCCUCAUUGAAAUAUCUUCAACUCAAUAACAACACAAUCUACACUGUACACAAUGAUUCGUUAACAGGCCAGUCUGGCCUCGAAAUCCUUUGAUUAAAUUGGAAUAAAAUUCAAAAGUUGACUAAAAAAGUUUUCGCUUCGUGUUCAGGGCUACAAAAGUUGUAUCUCGAAAAUAACGAGAUCUCAUCAAUUGAA
Panonychus citri (citrus red mite) is the source of this 1713-nucleotide messenger RNA. RefSeq names its product leucine-rich repeat-containing protein 15-like. Gene Ontology annotation, molecular function: protein binding. NCBI's taxonomy places the organism in Eukaryota, Metazoa, Arthropoda, Arachnida, Trombidiformes, Tetranychidae. The record is from RefSeq and is a predicted model, not a curated record. The transcript is spliced from 2 exons. Gene Ontology annotation, cellular component: plasma membrane. Bases 1 to 1611 code for a protein of 536 amino acids.